AUGUCGACAAGCAAGAUAGGGACGCAAAAUGGUGGGCAAGGAGUAUCGCCUUCGUUUGAAUCUAUCCAUAUUAAAAAUACGACGAUCAACGAGGACGCAGGAGUCGAGUUGUCAUCGCACCAGAAAGUACUCGUAGGCAGUGUGUUGGAUCUAUUCGAAGGUAACCCGACGCUCAAGCACCUGUCGCUAUGGUCUCCUAACGGUACCUUUACCGAUCCGAUCACGAUCGCCACGGGAUACAACAAAUUUGCCGCACAGUGGUAUGGGUUGCCUGCCUUGUUCAAUCCGAUACAGAUUCAAAGUCAUAGCGUCACCUCGGCAGGGAACCCGAUUGAAAUGAAUCUAUCGAACAAAUAUGUCGUGAAGGGGAUCAAGACAGGACAAACCAUCAAUUCUGUCGUUCGCAUCCAUGUUGGACAAGAUGGAAAGGUUGAGAAGGUUGAAGACCGAUGGAAUGAUAAAUUACCCGAAGGGGUGGUUAGCGAAGCAUUACGGAAGCUGAAUGCAAACACGGUGCCUACGUUCGUAACGGUACCGAAGGACGAAGCAGAGGAUCAAAAGUUGAAGGCCGAGCGCGAAAAGAAUUCAUGA
Messenger RNA from Hypoxylon trugodes, 591 nucleotides. RefSeq lists its product as uncharacterized. The record is from RefSeq and is a predicted model, not a curated record. The transcript has 3 exons. Bases 1 to 591 code for a protein of 196 amino acids. NCBI's taxonomy places the organism in Eukaryota, Fungi, Ascomycota, Sordariomycetes, Xylariales, Hypoxylaceae.